AUGGAGAAAUUUUCAAAUUGGAGAGAUGGACCAACUGGUAUUCAUCCAUUAUUACCACCAAAAGCUAAAAGUGUUUCAGUUUUUGGUUAUAUUAUAAAGUUUGUUAUUGGUCCAAUCAUUAGUAUUAUAAGAGUACCAAUUAUUUUAAUUUUAACAGCUUUAUUAAUAAUAUUUAAUAUAAUUGCAAGAUCAAUACCAAUUGGAUGGUUAAGUAGAAUGAUUUGUAGAUUUUUUGAUAUUAUAAUUGGUAGAAUUAUAUUAUUAUGUAUGGGAUUUAUUCAAUUAGAUGAAUUUACAGAAACAUUAAGUAGAUCAAAAGUUGCAAGUGGAUCAAUUGAUCAAUGUACAAGAAAGGAUAUAAUCAUUUGUAAUCAUAGUUCAUAUGUUGAUAUCAUUUAUCUUUGUUAUAAAUUUUCACCAACAUUUGCAAUUCCACCAAAUGAUGAAAAGAAUUUAAAUGAAAAUAUUGGAAAAUUAAUACCAUUAACAUUGGGUAGAGCAUUGGAGAAUUCAAUCUAUUCACCAAUUCAACUAUCGUCUAAAUCAGUGGAUACUAAUAAAUUAGUUGAAUCAAUUCAGUCAUCUUGGAAUGGUCCAUUAGUUAUUUUCCCAGAAGGUACAACUUCAAAUGGUCAAGGUUUAUUAGACAUUUCUCCAAUUUUCCCAUCACAAUCACAAUCACAAUCACAAUCACAAUUUAAUACUUUUAAAGAGAUUUCUGCAAAUAAAUUAUCAAUUCAUGUUAUUGGUUUAUCAUAUCAUUAUGGAAUUUAUUCACCAUGUUAUUCAUCAGUUGGUAAUGUUUUCUUACAUUUAUUUUUAGUUUGUUGUCAAAUUUCAAAUAGUAUUCAAAUUCAUUAUCUUAGUCGUUCUUGUAUGCCACCACCACCAAAACAAUCACAAUUAUCACAAUAUAUAAAUAACAAUGGUUUAAGUGAUGAGAAUGAAUGGUUUGAUCAAUUAUUUAAAUCACUUUCAAGUUUAAUUAAUACUCGUAGAACUAAAAUUACAAAUAAUGAUAAACUUUCUUUUAUUUCAAAAUGGAAAGGUUAUAAAGUUGAUUAUAGUUCAAAAAAAUCAAAUUAA
This is a messenger RNA of Dictyostelium discoideum AX4, 1086 nucleotides long. RefSeq lists its product as hypothetical. The coding region runs from base 1 to 1086 and encodes 361 amino acids. Gene Ontology annotation, molecular function: acyltransferase activity. The record is from RefSeq and is a predicted model, not a curated record. Lineage: Eukaryota; Evosea; Eumycetozoa; Dictyosteliales; Dictyosteliaceae. The transcript has 2 exons. Gene Ontology annotation, cellular component: membrane.